Lutzomyia longipalpis is the source of this 8964-nucleotide messenger RNA. RefSeq names its product neurogenic locus Notch protein (gene N). Gene Ontology annotation, molecular function: Notch binding; calcium ion binding. Gene Ontology annotation, biological process: regulation of developmental process; multicellular organism development; Notch signaling pathway. The record is from RefSeq and is a predicted model, not a curated record. Gene Ontology annotation, cellular component: membrane. The transcript is spliced from 9 exons. The coding region runs from base 333 to 8129 and encodes 2598 amino acids. NCBI's taxonomy places the organism in Eukaryota, Metazoa, Arthropoda, Insecta, Diptera, Psychodidae.
AGAGUGAAUUGAGACGCGAUCGUGAACGCAUGCGCUGCGUUGCAUCGGGCUUGAAAUUUGGUUGUUUUAUGUGGAAAAUCAGUUGAUAAAAAAGGAAAAGGUGUGAAAAAUCGUUAUGGAAGUCCCAUCAACGAGUGAACGAUAACAAAUAAACUAAUAAUGGUGAAAGGAUGUGGUUUUAGUUAUGUUUUAAUUGAUUUUUUGUAUUUUGGUUCUCCCUGUGUGUGCUCCCAAAUGUGAUUGAUCCUUGUUUUCUUAAUUUUAAAUUCUCUCACAUCUUCUCCUCCUCUUAUACUACCACCCCCCGCUACAAAUAAGAGAGAGAAAAUUACAUGAGUGCUAAAUGUGAUGCAAAGAAAGAUAAAAUGUGUUUUAAAAUAUCAACAAUUAGUAGGAAAUUCUAUUGUGGCAAAUCACUAAAAAAGGAUUACAAUUGGAUUAAUAUUCUAUUGGCUGCAGCAAUCUUUCUUGGAUCUCUUCAAUGGACAGAAGGAUUAUCCUCAUGUACACUACCAUGCCAACACGGAGGAAAGUGUAUGUUGAAACCAAAUGGAGAGCAGUUCUGCAACUGCACGACGCGCUACAUCGGGCCACUCUGUGAAGUCAACAAUCCAUGCCACACGGGGCCGGGGCCGCGGUGUCAGAACGGGGGCACCUGUGCACCCGUGCUGAAGGACGGCACCACGAGCUUCACGUGCCGCUGCCCCAUUGGCUUCACGGCCUCCCUGUGUGAGAUCCCGGAGAAGAAUGCCUGUGAUUCGGCGCCGUGCAACAACGGCGGCAGCUGUAUCCUCAAGUCACUGGAGGAGUACAAAUGUGCGUGUGCCCAGGGGUACACGGGGGUCCACUGCGAGAAACAGAAUCUCUGCUCCUCGUCGCCGUGUCGCAAUGGGGGCACGUGCACAUCACUUCCGGGCGGCGCCUUCAAAUGCCACUGUCCAGUGGGAUUCAAGGGUGCCACGUGCGAAGAGGAUGUUGAAGAAUGCCAGAAGAAUCCCUGCCGACACGGCGGCAAAUGCACCAAUACUCAUGGAUCUUAUCAGUGCACCUGUGAGCCAGGAUACACGGGAAAGAACUGCGAGUCAAUGUACAUUCCAUGCUCACCGUCUCCAUGCCAAAAUGGUGGCACUUGUCUCCAGUCAACGACAGUCUCGUACGAAUGCAAAUGCCCACCAGGAUUCGAAGGGAAGAACUGCGAGGAGAACAUUGAUGAUUGUCCGGGAAAUUUGUGCCAGAACGGUGGGACGUGCAUUGAUGCUGUGAAUGCGUAUCGAUGCAAAUGCCCACCGAAUUUCACGGGAGACUUCUGCGAGGCUGACAUUGAUGAAUGUGCCCUGAGACCAUCUGUGUGCCAAAAUGGUGCCACCUGUACAAACAUUAUGGGCAGCUACUCGUGCAUUUGCGUAAACGGCUGGACGGGGCCGGACUGUAGUGUUAACAUUGAUGAUUGUGAGGACGCGGCGUGCUUCAAUGGGGCCACGUGCAUUGAUGGCGUUGGGAGCUUCUACUGUCGCUGUACACCCGGCAAAACGGGUCUGCUGUGCCACUUGGAUGAUGCCUGCACCUCCAAUCCCUGCCACGCUGAUGCCAUUUGCGACACAAGCCCCAUCAACGGGUCCUUCACGUGCUCCUGCGCAUCCGGCUACAAAGGUGUCGAUUGCUCUGAGGACAUUGAUGAGUGCGAUCAAGGAUCCCCGUGCGAACACAAUGGGAUCUGCGUCAAUACUCCCGGAUCGUUUGCCUGCAACUGCUCCCAGGGCUUCACAGGACCACGCUGUGAGACGAAUGUGAAUGAAUGUGAAUCACAUCCGUGUCAGAAUGAUGGGAGUUGCCUGGAUGAUCCAGGAACCUUCCGAUGCGUCUGUAUGCCGGGAUUUACGGGAACACAGUGUGAGAUUGACAUCAAUGAAUGCGAGAACAAUCCCUGCCUCAAUGAGGGUAUCUGCCAUGACCUGAUCAAUGGGUUCAAGUGUACCUGUGCCAUUGGUUUCACAGGUUCACGUUGCCAAAUUAACAUUGAUGACUGCAUGUCUCAGCCGUGUCGCAAUGGAGGCAUUUGUCAUGAUUCCAUCGCCGGGUAUACGUGUGAAUGCCCACCAGGAUACACGGGGCUGUCGUGUGAGACAAACAUCAAUGAUUGCCAAUCAUCCCCGUGCCAUCGAGGGAUCUGCAUUGAUGGUGACAACUCAUUCACGUGCCAAUGCCACGCCGGCUACACAGGCUACCUCUGUCAGACGCAAAUUAAUGAAUGUGAAUCAAAUCCCUGCCAAUACGGCGGGCACUGUGAGGAUCUCGUUGAUGGCUACAGGUGUCGUUGCUCCCCCGGAACAUCUGGGGUUAAUUGCGAGGUGAAUGUCAAUGAAUGCCACAGCAACCCUUGUCGCAAUGGGGCAACAUGCAUCGAUGGCAUCAAUCGCUACACAUGCCAAUGCGUGCCAGGCUUCACAGGACUCUACUGCGAGACGAACAUCAAUGAAUGUGCUUCGGAACCUUGUGCCAAUGGUGGGGUUUGCAUGGAUCUCGUCAAUGCUUUCCGCUGUGAAUGCCCCCGUGGAUACUACGACGCCAGAUGCUUGAGUGAUGUGGAUGAGUGUGCUUCCAAUCCCUGUCUCAAUGGUGGUCGGUGUGAAGAUGGGGUUAAUCAGUUUAUCUGCCACUGCCCCCCUGGCUAUGGGGGAAAACGCUGUGACAUCAAUAUUGAUGAAUGUGGCUCCAAUCCGUGCCAACAUGGAGGGAUCUGUCGUGAUGGACUCAAUUCCUACUCAUGCCAAUGCAUGCCAGGAUACACAGGGACAAAUUGUGAGGUGAACAUUGAUGAUUGCGUGAACAAUCCCUGCCGCAAUGGUGGCUCAUGCAUUGAUCUCGUCAAUGGGUACAAGUGCGUGUGCCGCGUAGCCUACACGGGGCACAAUUGUGAACAAAAGAUGGAUCCUUGUCAACCAAAUCACUGCCACAAUGGUGCUAAAUGCACCCCCAGCUCCAACUACCUCGAUUUCUCGUGCACCUGCACAAUCGGCUACACCGGGAGGCUCUGCAACGAAGACAUCAAUGAAUGCGCCCUCUCGUCGCCAUGCCGAAAUGGGGCAACGUGUCGCAAUGUUCCCGGAUCCUACCAGUGCCUCUGCUCAAAGGGCUACGAGGGGCGUGAUUGCACCGUAAACACGGAUGAUUGUGCCUCAUUCCCAUGCCAAAAUGGCGGGACAUGCCUCGAUGGGAUUGGUGACUACACCUGCCUCUGUGUGGACGGCUUCGAGGGGAAGCACUGUGAAGUUGAUAUCAAUGAAUGCCUCUCAGCUCCAUGCCAGAAUGGGGCAACGUGCACGCAGUACGUGAACUCCUACACAUGCACGUGUCCACUCGGUUUCUCAGGGAUGAACUGCCAAACAAAUGACGAAGACUGCACGGAGAGUUCCUGCAUGAAUGGUGGCACAUGCAUUGAUGGGAUCAACAGCUACAGCUGCUCCUGCCUACCCGGAUUCACGGGUGCCAAUUGUCAGUACAAAAUCAACAAAUGCGACUCACAACCAUGCAAAAAUGGGGCAACAUGUCACGAUGAUCAGGGCAAUGAUUACUCCUGCUACUGCUCCUACGGCUACACGAGUAAACAGUGUACAGACUACGUGGAUUGGUGCUCACAGAAUCCUUGUGAGAAUGGCGCAACGUGUAUUCAGCGGGAGAAUGUCUUCCAAUGCAUCUGUGCCACAGGAUGGACAGGAAAGCUCUGUGACGUUGAGAUGGUGUCGUGCAAUGAUGCAGCCAUCCGGAAGAAUGUAAAGCCGAAGUAUCUCUGCAACAAUGGGACAUGCGAAGAUAUUGGGAAUUCCCAUCGUUGCCACUGCAACACCGGCUACACAGGAAGCUACUGCCAGAAGGAGAUUAAUGAGUGUGAAUCAGCUCCAUGCCAGAAUGGGGGGAUUUGCAAGGAUCUCGUUGGUGCAUAUCAGUGUAUCUGCCCAAAGGGAUUCCAAGGGCAGAAUUGUGAGCUAAACAUUGACGACUGCAAGCCGAAUCCCUGCCAAAAUGGUGGCACAUGCCAUGAUCUCAUCAACAACUUCAGCUGCUCCUGCCCUCCGGGAACAUUGGGUAUAAUCUGUGAGAUUAAUCACGAUGAUUGCGAACCCGGAGCAUGCCACAACAAUGGGACGUGCGUUGACAAAGUUGGUGGCUUUGAGUGUCGCUGCCCACCGGGAUUUGUGGGAUCACGCUGUGAGGGGGAUAUCAAUGAAUGCCUCUCCAACCCUUGCUCCAACCCUGGGACACUCGAUUGCGUCCAACUCAUCAAUGAUUACCACUGCAACUGCAAACCCGGACACAUGGGACGACACUGUGAGAUCAAGGUGGACUUUUGUGCUCAAUCUCCCUGCCAGAAUGGUGGGGUGUGCUCAAUGCGCCAGAAUGGGCAUCAAUGUGUCUGCCUUGAUGGCUUCUACGGGAAGAACUGCGAAUUUUCCGGACAUGAUUGCGACUCCAAUCCCUGCCUCAAUGGGAUUUGUGUCAUUGCCGAUAGGGGUGGGUAUCGCUGUGAAUGUCCCGCAGGAACAGCCGGGAAUAACUGUGAGAUAGACACACUGGAUGAAUGCCAGUCGAAUCCGUGCAAAAAUGGGGCUCAGUGCGAGAAUAAACUGGGAGAUUUUGAAUGUCUCUGCCCACCAAAGUAUCCGGGAAAGAUGUGCGAAACCUACGAUCCCUCCUAUCGUGGCUGGUAUAACGUACACUCCAAUGCUGUUGGGAACUUUGCAACAGAUCUAAAGUAUCAGCAGGAGUUGUGUCUUAAGCGUGGUUGCCGGGAGAAGCAGGGAAAUUUCGUUUGUGACGAAGAAUGCAACACUUAUGCGUGCAACUUUGACGGCAACGAUUGCUCCCUUGGGAUCAAUCCGUGGCGCAAUUGCACAGCAAAGAUUCGCUGCUGGCAGGUCUUUAUGGAUGGGAAAUGCGAUGAGGAGUGCAACAAUGUUCAAUGCUUGUUUGAUGGGCAUGACUGUGAGAAGGCACUACCGCAGUGCAACCCUGUGUACGAUGGCUACUGCAGCAAGCACUACGCCGAUGGGUACUGUGACUACGGAUGCAAUAAUCGCGAAUGCAACUGGGAUGGUUUGGAUUGCAUCAAUGGGCCACCGGAAUUGGCACAGGGGGUGAUCUCAGUGAUCCUCCUGAUGGACAUGGAGACAUUUAAAGACCGCAAAGUCACCUUCCUGCGCGACAUGGGCCACCAAUUAAGGACAACAGUGAGGAUACGCAAGGAUAGAGAGGGCAAUGAGCAGGUGUACCGAUGGAUUGCAAUGUCCCCCGAUGGGAUGUUGCAGAAUAAUCAAAUAGGACGCGUACCCAACAUUAUGUACACGGAGAGUGUUGUGGAUUCCGGUGUGCAGGUUUAUCUGGAAAUUGACAACCGCAAGUGUGUCAUGACGGACGAAGGGGAGUGCUUCACAACAGCCAAUGAGGCGGCAGAAUUCCUCGCAGCAACAGCAUCCCGAAGAGUCCUCCCGCAGAACUUCCCGAUUUAUCAGGUUCGUGGAAUCAUUGAGCCCGAUGGGCCAUUCGAUCCAACAGGCUCUGAGAGCAAUAAGUACGUGAUUCUGGGUGCAAUAGCUGUGAUUGUGGUGUGCUGCCUCUUUGGGGUGCUCAUCACGACAAAACGGAAGCGUGCCAAUGGGAUUACGUGGUUCCCCGAAGGAUUCUUCAGCACGAGCACGGGGCCGAGCAGGCAGUCGCGCAGACGUGGCCCAGAUGGGCAGGAGAUGAGGAAUUUGAAUAAGAACAGCUCAAUUCCGUGCAUUGAUGUGGAUAUGAAUAGUGCACACAUGGGGCAUUCGCAGCAGUGGUCAGAUGAUGAGAGUGACAUGCCACAGCCGAAGAGACUUCGUCCCUGCGAUCAAGGCUACUCAUCCGAUCACACCGUUGUCACUGACUACGAGGAGACUGAGCCACGUGUGUGGUCACAGCAGCACUUGGAAGCUGCAGACAUUCGUAUCCCGCCCUCAAUGAUGACACCCCCAGCGCAUCACGAUGGGAAGAAUGAUGUGGAUGUUCGGGGCCCGUGUGGAAUGACCCCGCUGAUGGUGGCAGCGGUGCGUGGUGGGGGCGUCGAUACAGGUGAAGAUGCCGACACAAAUGACGAUUCAACGGCUCAGGUGAUCUCUGACCUCCUGGCACAGGGUGCGGAGCUAAAUGCAACAAUGGACAAAACGGGUGAGACAUCCCUUCAUCUCGCAGCACGCUAUGCCCGUGCAGAUGCAGCCAAGAAGCUCCUCGAUGCAGGUGCUGAUGCCAAUUGCCAAGACAACACCGGCCGGACGCCACUUCAUGCUGCUGUUGCAGCCGAUGCAAUGGGUGUCUUCCAGAUCCUCCUCCGGAAUAGGGUGACGAAUCUCAAUGCUCGAAUGCACGAUGGGACAACACCGCUAAUCCUUGCUGCCCGGCUGGCCAUUGAGGGCAUGGUGGAUGAUCUAAUAAAUGCCGAUGCUGACAUCAAUGCAGCUGACAAUUCCGGCAAAACUGCCCUCCACUGGGCAGCAGCUGUAAACAAUGUGGACGCCGUGAAUGUCCUCCUGCUGCACAAUGCAAAUCGCGAUGCACAGGAUGACAAAGAUGAGACACCGCUCUUCCUGGCGGCACGCGAAGGCUCCUUCGAGGCGUGCAAAGCUCUCUUGGAUAACUUUGCGAAUCGCGAGAUCACCGAUCACAUGGAUCGAUUGCCACGAGAUGUUGCCAGUGAGCGUCUCCACAAUGACAUUGUACGUUUGCUGGAUGAGCACGUGCCGCGGAGUCCGCAAAUGGUGACGGUGAUCAAUAAUGUGAUGAUCGGAUCACCGAACCAUUCCCAAUUGAUCUCCCAUCCGACGAUCAUCACCACCGGGAAGCCGGGCAAGGCGAAGAAGCGCCAAAAGCCACUCGUUAACCCCGCAAGUCCCGAUAUGAUUGACACGAAUGGCGGUAUUGCGGUGCGACGCAAGAAUAGCGUCAAGAAGAACUCUGCAGCGAAGAAGGGACAAGCCAUGAAUGAUGUUCAACUAUCAGACGGUGGCCUCAGCUCGGUGGAAUCACCCCUCACCAACAUCCCCAGCCCCUACGAUACGGCUAGUCUCUACUCCAAUACCCUCACGGUGCCGCAUUCAAAGGAAAUCCUCGGAACGACCAAGCAACCACCCAGCUAUGAAGAUUGCAUAAAGAGCGCACGAUCAAUGCAAUCUCUGCCGAAUAUAAACUUUGAGAACUACGGCUACUCACUGGGAUCACCCUUCCCGGAAAUGAUCACAUCCCAGCGGGGUGGCAUCCAAAUUGGAGAUCAAGGACUCAGUCCACCCUACUCCAAUCACUCACCACCGCAUUCUGUACAAAGUAACUUAGCGCUUUCACCGCAAGGAUACAUCGGAUCUCCAUCUCCGGCCAAAUCACGCCCGAGUUUGCCGACGUCACCCACGCAUAUUGCAGCCAUGCGACAUGCCACACAUCAGAAGCACGGAAGCAAUCAGCCUGGGAAUAGCCAAGUUCCGGGCAAUGGAAUGGUGCCCAAUGGACAGAUCCUCAGUGCGGGAUUGUCGCAAAAUCUAGCCAAUCCCAUAAUGCCAAUUCAACUGGGGAAUUUUGAAUUUAACACGACGGGCCUGGAAAUGGCGGGAUUCUGUAGUCCACCAGAAAAAUCAUUUGUUUUUAUAGCACAAGGUACGUCAGCAUCAUCCCAGGGAUCAUCUCCAAUGAGCAACAGUCAAUCCGUUCACUCACCCGGCUCAUCAUCGGGUGCCAAUGUGAGUAGUAUGCCGAGUAGUGUGGGUACAGUGAAUGGCGGAGGAGCGGUGGGCAAUGGGCCGUCGCAGCAGCAGCAGCAGCAGCAACAGGCGCAGGUUCAUCAGGGGUUGGGCAGCUCAAAUGGUGCUAACCAGCAGUCGUGCUCAUCCUUCCAUCAGUACUUCACGCCGCCAAGUCAGCAUUCCGGCGGUGGCACGCCGCAGCAUCUCGUGCACACACUGGACAGCUACCCGACGCCCUCGCCCGAGUCCCCGGGCGACUGGUCCAGCUCGUCGCCGCACUCCAACUCAGACUGGUCUGAGGGUGUGCAAUCGCCGGCCAAUAAUGUUUACGUCACGGGUGGCCAUCAAGCCAAUAAAGGCUCCGAGGCGAUCUACAUCUAAGCCUCCACCCCUCAAUUUACAAGGAAAAUUUACAAUUUUAAUUUUUCAACAUGUAAGUGUUUAUCUAAUUUUAUUACAUUUAGCAUUUUUUUUUAUAUAAUUUGUCGAUCUUCUUUAAAACAAAAAAGUAAAUAAACAAAAUGAUAAAAUAAAAUAAGAACUGAGCAUUUGCAACAAAUCGCUAUUUAGAAUGGUUCUAAUUUCAUCAUCAUUAUCAGUAGCAUUUAGCUAAGAAUUCUUUUAUAAAAAAAAACAUUUUUUUAUGCCCCAAAUAAACCUUUUCAACGUAUUUUUUUUUAAAUAACUCUUGCAAUUUUUUCAAGGGUUUAUUUUUUUAUAAAAAUAUAUUAAUAUUUUAAUGAAAAGACAAUAAUAAAAUCCCAAUAAAUUCUUCUUAGUUGAUGAGAAAUCGUCGCCUGCAUCAGUAUUUGUUGUAUAAAUUAAAUUCCUUUUGGAAAAAAAAUGUACGACAAGUGUUGAUGCAAACGACGUAAUCAUUAGAACAGAAGAAAAAUGAAAAGAAAAAGCAUUUACUUAUUCCAGAAAAUAGACAGAAAAAAUAAUACAGGAUUACAUCGAGAAUGCCUCUAAAUAGAAAAAAAAACGUAAUUUUAUAGUGAAGCUAGACUGAUUAAAAAAAAAUUAUAAUAUAAUUUUUAUAUAAAUAAAGAAAGAGAAAUCAUUCAUUUUUUUUUUUACUUUUAUGUACAUAUUUAAAAAUUGUUAAGAAAAAGAGAAAAGAUUUGUUGUAAACACAAGAGUAUAUAAGUAAUUUUGAUUAUGUAAUAGUAUAUAUAAAAUAAAUAGAAAUUAAAUGAGAAAGACACACAAAAAA